Messenger RNA from Macrobrachium nipponense, 816 nucleotides. RefSeq names its product serine protease inhibitor dipetalogastin-like. Gene Ontology annotation, molecular function: protein binding. Lineage: Eukaryota; Metazoa; Arthropoda; Malacostraca; Decapoda; Palaemonidae. The record is from RefSeq and is a predicted model, not a curated record. The transcript has 6 exons. Bases 1 to 816 code for a protein of 271 amino acids.
AUGGUAAAAAUGGGCUUACUGUCAGCUCUGCUACUCGUAACUCUGUUUGCCAUCUUCAGCACAUCAGAGGCCAGGCCUGACAAAAUUGAUCAAGAUUGCAUCGACCGAAAAUGUACUCGUGAACUCAACCCCAUUUGUGGCAGCGAUGGGAAUACAUAUUCCAAUAUGUGCACCUUCAACCUUGCGAAGAGAUGCGACAAUCCUAAGCUUACUAUUCGAUGCCAUGGAGAAUGCAGCCAGUCGUUGGGAGAUCCCGAUGCCUUGUUCAUUAACUUCCGACUUGAUGUAACGACGACCAAUCCACUGAUCCGGGAAUGGGCUCCUCGUUCACCUGAUCUCAUCUCCCACCAUAUGAUUUUUUCUUGUGGGGUUACAUCAAGUCGAAAGUCUAUAGAAACAUGGCCUUGGGAUCUCCCAACGCUUGAAGAACGCAUCAGAAACGCUUGUGCAUCGGUGAUCCCCCGUCAGGUGUUGAUUCAGAUCGCAAAGAUGGUGAAAACGGGAUUAUUAUCAACUGUGCUUCUCGUCACUCUUUUUGCCAUCAUCGGCACAUCAGAGGCCAGUCCUCGCAAACCUGAUCCAGAUUGUGGUAGCAUAUUUUGUCCAUUACACCACGACCCCGUUUGUGGUAGCGAUGGCAAGACGUACUCCAACGACUGCUUCUUAAGUAUCGCGCAGAGAUGCGAAAGUCGAAAUAUAAAGUUUCGAUGCCAAGGAGAGUGCAGCCAGUGUGAGUUACCUUUCAUUGUUCAGUGUUUAGCUUGGUCGUCAUUGAUUGACAAGAGGUCACUAUUACAAGAGGAAGAAAUAGCUUAA